CUUAAAAAUAAAAUUGCCCAAUUAACCUGGGAGCUACAGUAUCUUAAAAUAUUAGAUAAUCACAGAAUGAUUACUGAUAUUGAUAAAGAAAAAAAAGAAAAAAUUCAGGACAAAAUCAUAUUAUCAGUAAAAGUUUUAAAUAAGUUAGAAUACCACCAGUGGUUUCAGCAAAAAUAUAGAUAUCAGAAAAAACAAAGGCUUCAACUGAUUGAAAAACAAAUUAAGGAAGCAGGUUUUGAUACACAGCUUGUUAGGCCAAUGGUUGGCCAUCCAAGCUUAGAAGAGGCACAACCAGGCCUGUUAGAAACUAUUGUUCAAAUCCUUCAAGAAGCGCUAACAAAUAUGAAUUAUAAAUUGUCAUGCUCUGCAACAUACCUUAAACUUAUUCCAAGAUGGCAUAAUACUAAUGAGGGAAGACAGCAUGUCAAAACUGUGCCAGUAAAGCUUUUAAAGUCACAAAAUAUGUCAAGAAAAAGUCAUAAUGAUACCCGUUUUUGUGCUGCCUUAAUAAGAAACUUAAAAGAAAUGGUAUCAUUAUUGGGUCCAAAGUGUGCUUUAGUAAUAUCUCAGGAUGACAAAGCACGAAUAUCUCUUGUGCCGAUUCUUAUGAGGCUGGAAUAUCGAAUAGAGCUUCCAGAUCAUGACUGGGUUGUUGCUGAAAGGCACAAGCUGAUUCCAUCAGUUUAUACAAUAUUAGAUAUACAAGAGAGUAAGUAUGGGCAUGCUGAUGUGGUAACAUAUUUAGGCCCAACAUUUAUAAGAAUCUGCAGUAGUAAGCAUGAUAGUAGUACCACGUAUUCUCAUGGAAAAGAUUUCGAUAACCUUAUAAGUGAGGAGCAAUUGCGCAACUAUACCACAACAAUAAACGAACAACCUAAACUUGUAGUGGUGAUACUAAACGAUAGUGGUCCCGACGAAAAUCCUCAAUACAAAAAGACAAUUCAAAUAAUAAUUGAACAUUUUGACAAAUAUGAUCUUGAUACAAUCAUUGUGGCAUGCUUCGUGCUAUACCAAAGCACAUUAAAUCCAGUUGAAAGGCAAAUAGCAUCUCUAAGUCAUGAUUUAGCUAGUGUCAUACUCCUACAUGAUAUGUUUGGAACUCAUUUAGAUUCACAGUUAAAAACAAAUGAUGAUGAAUUAGAGAAAUGUAACUUUAAAGCAGCUGGAAAUGCUUUAACAUCAAUAUGGAAAAAUACAAUUAUAGAUAGCUACCCGGUUCUUAUUAAAUAUAUAGAUCCUUCUGAAGAACAUCACUACCCAAGUGAAAAGUCAGAAAGUUGGAUAGAAAAUAAUGAAGGUAAUGAGGCUAUGUGGGUAGAAAAAGCAUCAGUGCCCAAUUGUAUAUCGGAAACCUAUUAUCAAAAAAUACAGGUUCAAAAAAAGUUAGUUGUAGAUAAGGUUUUAAUAGUUAACUGA
This is a messenger RNA of Dentiscutata erythropus, 1416 nucleotides long. The record is from the annotation of a GenBank genome assembly. Lineage: Eukaryota; Fungi; Glomeromycota; Glomeromycetes; Diversisporales; Gigasporaceae.